GGCGUCGCCGCUCCGGCCCUGGCCACCCGCCGCCGCCGCCCCCAUGCAUCCCUUCUACGGUCGGGCCGCCAGCAUGAUCCGCGAGAUCGCCGCCGCCGUGGCCUUCAUCUCCAAAUUCCUCCGCACCAAGGGGCUGACCAGCGAGAGGCAGCUGCAGACCUUCAGCCAGAGCCUGCAGGACCUGCUGGCCGAGCAUUAUAAACACCACUGGUUCCCAGAGAAGCCCUGUAAAGGAUCAGGUUACCGCUGCAUUCGGAUCAACCAUAAAAUGGACCCCCUGAUCGGACAGGCGGCCCAGCGGAUCGGACUGAGCGGUCAGGAGCUGUUCCGGCUGCUCCCCAGCGAACUGACCCUUUGGGUCGACCCCUACGAAGUGUCCUAUCGCAUCGGAGAGGACGGCUCCAUCUGCGUGCUCUACGAAGCCUCGCCCGCGGGAGGUGGCACCCAAAACAGCCCCAACGUGCAGAUGGUAGACAGCAGGAUCAGCUGUAAAGAGGAACUUCUCUUGGGCAGAACGAGCCCUUCCAAAAACUACAAUAUGAUGACUGUAUCGGGUUAAGAUACGGUCAGAGGAUGGAUCGUCUUACGGAUGGAUCGAUUUGAUUUCGUUUUUUGUUUUUUGUUUUUUUUUAAAAAAAAAACCUUUUUCCUUUUCCUUUUUCUUUUUCCGGCUUCGGGUGGGCUCCUCUUGGGGAUGGAUUAUGGAAUUUAUACCGAGUCACAGCUGUGAAGAUCUGGCACCAAGUUGAAGGGUCCGUUUUUAAAGUGACAGUGCCAUAGUUUGGACAGUACCUUUCCGUGAUUUAAUAGCCUGUGAGUCCAAAUAAACGAUCACUCCCGUUUGCUAGGGAGUGAAGUGUCCUAGGGCGGAUUCAGUCUCUCCCCUUUCACUUAAUUUCUCCGUCGAUUCCUUCGACUCGAACCCGUAUCCGUGACUCCCUCUGCGGCCGACCUCGCAGAGCCGAUUUGCACUAUUACACCCAUAUAAAUUGUUCUAGGUCGACCCUUUUGGCAGCUCAGUGGCGAAGCUCGAGUGUUCAAACACAGCAGUAGUGGAAAUUGUACGACAGACUUUUACCUAGCACUUACGAUAUGUAUAAAAUGUACAUAAAACGGUCGAUUUAGCGAGCGUGACCCGGGAAAAGGGGUCAGACCCGGUUGUCGUGUUCUCGGCCCCGGAAUUACUAAGUGACCGGAAUCUGCCGUGGCAACAGGCUUUCAAAAGACCAGAUAAAGACACUGUCUGAACUGUGGUGUGUGCGUUACCACCAGCCAGCUCUCUGUACAUUUGCUAGCUUGUAGUUUUAUAAGACUAAGUAAACUUCUUAUUUUUAGAAAGUGGAGGUCUGGUUUGUAAUUUUCCUUGUACUUAAUUGGGUAAAAGUCUUUUCCACAAACCACCAUCUAUUUUGUGAACUUUGUUAGUCAUCCUUUAUUUGGUAAAUUAUGAACUGGUGUAAAUUUGUACAGUUCAUGUAUAUUGAUUGUGGCAAAGUUGUACAGAUUUCUAUAUUUUGGAUGAGAAAUUUUUCUUCUCUCUAUAAUAAAUCGUUUCCUAUCUUGGCAUUUUAA
Tachyglossus aculeatus (Australian echidna) is the source of this 1572-nucleotide messenger RNA. RefSeq names its product BTG anti-proliferation factor 1 (gene BTG1). Gene Ontology annotation, cellular component: cytoplasm; nucleus. The record is from RefSeq and is a predicted model, not a curated record. The transcript is spliced from 2 exons. The coding region runs from base 44 to 559 and encodes 171 amino acids. Lineage: Eukaryota; Metazoa; Chordata; Mammalia; Monotremata; Tachyglossidae. Gene Ontology annotation, biological process: negative regulation of mitotic cell cycle; negative regulation of cell population proliferation.